GCGUGGGAUUUGUCAAUAGGAUUGUUCUGUUUCAGUGAACGCAGUUGUGUCGCACAGUGUCUGUACAGUAUUUAUAUUUUUAGAGUGUUCAAGAAACAUUUGUAUAAGAAUAUCAAUUUAUGAAUACAGGAACAAUAUAUGCAAGGAAAUAGGAAUAUUAUGCAUAUUUUGAUUAUGCGACCAACUAGGUCAAAAAUGUUGGAAGUAUUGGUGGUCGCUACGUCGUUCGUGCUCUUGGCCUGUGGCGUGGAAUUCGCUACAGUAGACGCCGCAUCUGACGUGAAAUCCAUACCAGCAAUUUAUUGGAAUAUAUCUGACCCUAUAUUCAAGGCAGGAUCGAACUACGUUCAAUAUGUGGAACUUGAGCAGAAAAUGGACAUCAUAUGUCCAUUACGUCAGCCCAAGCAACCAAACGGAUUAUAUUAUUUUAUAUUAUAUCAAGUUACAAGGGAAAAUUAUUUGAGUUGCAACACAAAAGGUCAAAAAAAGUUGUUAACGUGUGACGAUCCUGACGAGGAAAAGAAAUAUACAUUUCUUUUCAACGAUAUAUCUCCUUCACCUUGGGGACUAACUUUUCAUGCCGACGAAACAUAUUAUUUCAUAUCAACUUCUGACGGGACUGUUUCUGGCAUUAAAAACGAGAAAGGAGGAGCAUGCACGGAGAAGAACAUGCGUCUUAUGAUUACAGUCAAAGAAAAUGGUAAACGCAAUAAAGAUGUUCCAAAGACAAUCGUACCUGAUGUACAUAAACCACCGUCACCAACGGUAUUGCCGAGACCAAUUAACACCAUCCGACACACGUAUAAAGAAAACAUAAACGAAAAUACUGAUACUGAGGAAGGCGGAGGCGGUGGCAAAAGGGAAAGCAACAACACUGAACUAGUGAACAGUAAUGGACUAGUAAUCGGCGUCGUCCUUGGCGCUUGCGCAGUAUUGUUUAUUGUAUUAUUGGGUUUUUUGGGAUACAAAGUUUAUCGAAAGCGACGACACGUCAAGAAAUAUCAGCACCACCCAGGAAUCGUCGCCAGCAGGAGUCCUACUCCACAAACUCAAGUCACCCUAAUGCGCAUUCCCUCGCACCAAGCUGCUCAGCUUCGCGUGCAUUCAACAGGGAGGCCGAACAGUCAUCACCACCAUUUAGAAAUACAAGAUUUACCCGCGCCACCGCCGUAUAACGAAACUAUGAUGGAUCACGCAGGUUCAACAAUGGAAGUUUGAUAGCUUUACAAUCAUAUAUUGCAACACUAAAGUUCCAGAAUGUUCAAUAAGUAUGCUGAUCGCCGAGAAUAAAGUCCGCAUGAGUAGGACUUCGCGACAGGGUACAAUUACCGGCCGAAAACUGAGCGCUCGAUUUGGCCAAUACAAACGAAAUACCGAACAGUGUUACUGAUGGAAAAGCGAUGCAACAGCCUGCAUUAAGCCACUUAAAACGAUUAAAGGGUCCAAAUUCGUCUGCCAAAGGCGCCGACGAUUAACAUAUCGAUCCGAAAGCAACUUGUGCAGGCUUGGCGUAUUUCACAGAACAUUUAAGCGAGGUUUUAUCAAGAGAAUUGACGUUUUUGUAUUUGCAAAAAGCAAAUUUUCACACGGAUUUAAUUUCAGUGAAUACGUUCGAUAUUCACAGAGUCACGAUUAUUUGCUAACAGGAUUUCGACACGAAUAGCACUUGGAAAUAUCAGUAAUAAGUCUGAUUUUUUUUCGAUUUUCCAUUUCUCGCAUGUUCGUGUGAAAUAUAACAGUUUUCUCGGAAAUUCAAAAUAAAUGAUGUGUUUGUGUAAUUCUUUGCAUAAAUUAGGCAAAAAAUCGAUUUUUGAACCACAAUUGCUUUCAAUCAUUGCAUAGAUAAAAGACUUACAAUUUCUGCUUUCAUAUUUGCAGACGAUAUACCAUAUUUCAUGUGUUUUAUAAUCGAUUUGCCUUAAAUAUUGAGUUUCGCACUUUUUUCGUUUUUAUGUUAUUUUAUUGUGUUAUUUUUCUUUUCUUUGCUAAACAAAUUAUUUCUAAUCAACAACUAUAAUACCGCUUCUUCAUUUGUUUAUUAUUCCUUUAAUCUUUUUUUCCUACUUUUUUGCCAUUUAAAUUGUUUUUCAAAAAGAUAGUAUUCUAUCAACCAAGUCAAAAAUUUGUUGUUAAAUAAACGUCACCAACUAUAAAGUCAUCAUCUCCGUCCAAAAUCGAUUUCUCAUAAAGCAAAUUAAAUUUGCGUUUGAUGACGUCAUCGUGACGUCUAUAAACAAAAUAGUAUAUGUUGUAUUUAGUGGGUGAUGUUUUUUGCGACUUUUACCUGCUUUUACCGCUUAUCCAUGAGAGAUGAGAUGCUAUGCUUAAGCCUAUAUUUUAUAAUUCUAUAAUUUUCAUCGCAUUGAAAAUUUUUCAAUUCCUACAUAUCUUAUAUAUAAAUACCGAUGGGUCAUAGAAAAGUCUCGCUGAAAACUAGCAAUUUUUUCGUUGAAAAUAUUAACUCACAAGUUGAAAUAGGUUUUUUGUUAGUAAUAUUGUCAAUUUAUGAUUUAUCAAGCUAGAGUUAAUGCCUGGCUUGUGAGUAAAUACUUUAUAACCAUAUUUUCAGUAUGGAAUCGUUCAUGCCAUACACGACAUGUAAAUGGAUAUCGACUAGAUGGCAAACGACUGCAGCGGCGCCAGGUAUUUUUCAGUGGUUACUGACCGAAAAGCUUGCGAUGGUAACCUAAUUUGACGCCAUCUUUGACAGUUCGCUUUCUAUCCGUCAUCUGAUAAUUUAAUGGCGGGGUGAGAUAAAGUUUUGAACAAAGUUUAAAUUUUCGAUCCGUCGGUUGUUUUCGUCGAACGCGAAAGGCGAGAUGAAAUUCUUACCGCAAGAAUGCUAAUGACCUCUGUAGAAAUUCUAUAUUUUCGUGUCACUGCACAUGCGCUAAGACGUGGGGGAAAACUGCUUUAAAACAGUUUUGCGUGUUUGUCGAGAUGGUGUGAAGCAAGAAUGCUGAGAUGUCGCGACUGGUUCAAAUUUACAAAAGUCUGUUUGUGGCGGUUCGUGCUUAUAAUCAGGAAAUCAAAAACUGCAGUGUAGAAUACUUUGGAAAAAAUCGCAAUUUUUUUUAAAAUUACAUACUAGGGUAAAUGUAUAUUGAUAUCCCAUCCACGAAGAGAUCACAUGAAUUCCGAUUAGGGCCUUUCUCUACCUAACUAAUAAAAGUUAUAGGUCAACAGGUUAGCGAAAAAAAUAUAUAUUUUCAAGAAUGUUAUGUUACUAUUAUAUAUGGCGAUGGGACAAUGUAAAAUCACGCCCCAUUUUUCUGUGGCCGGAGAUGAAUUUUUCAAUUUCUUUUCUAAUUUUGACUGAUUUGUUAUUUUGCUGAAUUUCGUUGCCAAAUAUUUUCUCUAAUACAAUGAUGAUGCAGUCUAUCUA
Molecule: messenger RNA, 3385 nt
Organism: Styela clava
Lineage: Eukaryota; Metazoa; Chordata; Ascidiacea; Stolidobranchia; Styelidae
Biological process (GO): axon guidance; ephrin receptor signaling pathway
Cellular component (GO): plasma membrane
Molecular function (GO): ephrin receptor binding
Source: RefSeq, a predicted model, not a curated record